Molecule: messenger RNA, 2085 nt
Organism: Juglans microcarpa x Juglans regia
Lineage: Eukaryota; Viridiplantae; Streptophyta; Magnoliopsida; Fagales; Juglandaceae
Exons: 1
Coding region: 448-1152 (234 amino acids)
Biological process (GO): shoot system development; root development
Source: RefSeq, a predicted model, not a curated record
UUCUGCACCCAUCCAUAAAAAAACACCACAAAAAGCUUCCAAGUCCUCAUCGUCUUCCAAAUUUGGGAUGAGAAUUUUUGGGUAUUUUUGGAUUAUACCUGACAGAAGAAGAAAACUCAACGACUACCAAUCUACCAUCAUAUCACAAUUGGCACCUCCAUCUUUCAUGCAUGCAAUGUGUAUUUGGGGGUACCAAUCUUAUCAACACCAACUGUAUUAACCACCACCUGUCUAUAACGGAAGGCUCCCCGGACAAUUUGGAGAUUAGCUGUACUCACUACGUACUUGUGCAGAUGAUCCGUGCAUAGAACUAUCAGAUCUGAUUCAGGGUUUUCCUGUCUUUAUAGGUUUCUCUAUGAAGAGAUCUAAAGCAUCUUAAUUUCUGAUGAUCUUCAAACACAGAAAUCCGAUACAUGCAUUCAGAAUCUUAUCUUUGUAGCUAGGUAUAUGGCACGCCCAAAUUUUCAUGCUCUUGGAGUUUUGCCCAACUCUUCCAGCGGCCUUGUUCACUCACCCGGCUCCAUUCGACGAGCUCUUUUGCACCAACGACAAGAACAAAGGGUUCAUAAGGUCUCGGAGGAAUCUCUAAGGAUGUUGGACGCGUAUGGCACUGCUCAAGAUGUUCUCUUACUCGUCAAAAAACAACUGAAAGAUCUUCAAUUUACGUUUAGUCGGGGGUCCAUUGGCGAGCCGGAAAUUGGCAACAGGAUUGCAGCUUAUAAUCUCGGUAGAAAGACGUUGAAGAUAGAAACAUUGAAUCGCUUGAAUUCUUUAAAAGGCAUGAAGAUAAAAGGUAUGAGGAACAAGUGCAUUAAUCUGCACCUCUCAUCAAUAGAUGACAACCUUAAAGGAGUUGUGAAUGUGCUAAAGGAAGUGAGAAUGACUGCUAUUUCUAUAAUGGAGGUACUGUUGUCCCUCAUUUCCAUAUCAUGGCUAGAUCCCAAAUCGGCUAAAUGCUCGUUUGCUUCGAGGCUUGUUCGCCUUAAUAGACAUAGACUGAACAAUAUUUGCGAUUUGAUGGCGCUCCAGGAUACGAAUAAAAGACUGGAGGCAGUGGAGAUUGCCAUUGAAGAUCUUGAAGCGGAGUUGGAGUGCAUGUUUAGGCGUUUGAUUCAGACAAGAGUUUCACUCCUCAACAUUCUAACAAACUAGCUAGCUGAAUGGAUGCACGCAACACUACUGGAAAUCCCAUCUGAUCUCUUCAUGUGUCAGUGGACAUGCAAAGACAAUCGACCAAAGACAACCUCAGAGGCUAUUAAACUGUGAUCUGCUUCCGCAAAAGUUCAAAUUUCGCGCACGUCCAUUUUUGCAUAUAUCGUCCUGUGAUCGCUCACAGCCUAAAUAAAUCUUUUCAGGUAUCCGGGCAGUUUAUAACCAUUUAUUGGGCUUAUAUCUGACGAGUGAUGAAGACAAAGGAAGGCGACAUUUUGUUUACCAUGCGCAAUUAGCUUUUGAUUUGUGGCCAUCAGAGAGGUCAUUGUCCCACGUAUGUGGAUGCCUCAUGUGCUAGCUUGUUUCAAUAUUCAAACGGUUGUUUCAAUACCUAAUUUAUUUCCUAUAUCCAAAAUGCUUGUUUGAACCAAAGCUUUUCCAUUUCUCUGAUCUUAUUCCCCUUCUUGUUUCUAACUAAAGAACCACGCAAACGAUUGCAAUUUGGGAGGUUCUUAACUUGCCUCGAAAUUUGAGGAGAAGAUCAUAUCGGUGCCAGGAGGGAAUAACUGUGCAAUCUUUUAUUAGUUUUCAGCCAAAUUUGGUUGGAAAGGACGACGAACUACGUUACACUUCAGGUCGACGUUUCCAAUGCAAGGCAGCGAUGAAACAUGGAGUUCUUGUAAAAUAUGUACAGACCAGAAUAUUUCUUUUGAUCAGUACAGACUACAAUAUUAAUACCAAUCAAAUGUCCAUAAACUUGUUUUUUCGUGAUCUUCUUCAAAUCCAACAAGAGUCGUAUUAAUACAAGGCAAGCACAAAGGGAACACCUUGGGAAGAACCGAAAGCAAUAAAUCGCGAGAUGAACUAAAAUGAAUUGAUUCGCAAAAGAAUAAGAAAAAAGGGAAAUUAACGAAGGGCUAUAUGUAUGCGAGA